Heterobasidion irregulare TC 32-1 is the source of this 1719-nucleotide messenger RNA. RefSeq names its product cytochrome P450 monooxygenase 18-like protein (gene cyp18). Bases 1 to 1719 code for a protein of 572 amino acids. NCBI's taxonomy places the organism in Eukaryota, Fungi, Basidiomycota, Agaricomycetes, Russulales, Bondarzewiaceae. Gene Ontology annotation, molecular function: heme binding; oxidoreductase activity, acting on paired donors, with incorporation or reduction of molecular oxygen; monooxygenase activity. The record is from RefSeq and is a predicted model, not a curated record. The transcript is spliced from 9 exons.
AUGAUGCACUUAUUUUUUAUUAUUAUCGCAGGCCUGUCUUCGUCCGUGUACUUGCAUAAGCAUCCUAUUCGUGGAGAUGUCGCCGUCGUCGUCGAGUCCUUAGUUUUCCUUGCACUCUACGCUGUCAUUGGCAUCCAGCAACGACAUGUCGGGUGGACAGGUUUUGCCCUCUCCUCAAAAUGUGUCAUGCUUCACGUCGGCUCCAUCAUCAUGUCCACCAUCGCGUACCGAACGUCCCCAUUUCAUCCGCUGUACAACUUUCCUGGACCGAUUUUGAACAAGGUGACCAGCCUUCGGCUGCUACACAUGGCAUAUUCGGGGCGUCGGCAUUUGAUCAUUGCCCGUCUGCAUGAAAAAUAUGGAAAUAUAGUUCGUACAGGUGCACACUCGUGUCGACACUCGCUAUCGAACUGCACUGCUGAUCCUAGUCUUCACUUUUUUCAAGGUCCUAACACCCUCUCAAUCAAUUCACAAGCCGCUAUUGCACCGAUAUACGCCACCGCUGCGGCAAUGGACCGGAGCAGUGCAUACAAAAUGGGAGAGCUGUCCGGCAGCAGCCUCUUCUUCUUUCAGGACAGAGAGAAACAUCAUGAGCGGCGCAGAAUCUGGGCACCGGCAUUCACAUCUCAAGCGAUCGAGAAGUACAUGCCGGGGAUCGAAAUACGCACACACCAGCUGAUGGAAUGCUUAGUUGCGCGACGAGAUUCUGCGGGUCAAAUAAAUAUCUCUCAAUGCUUCCAACACUGGGCCUACGACGUCAUGGGUGAUUUUACUUUUGGAGGUUCAAGCCGGUUGGAAUUGAUGGCCAACGGCGAUCCAAGAGAAUUAGUCAAGGCUGGUCAAUUGGCGAUGAUGGCUUAUGAAAUUCUGGGAGAAGUCCCUUCAUUGUUUCAGAUACUCUGGCAUCUCCCAACCACGAAUGAUAUACGGCGCCUCGAACGGCAUGCUGUGAAAUUGAUGCACACUCGCCGAAUCGUCGGUUCCACGGCAGGCGGACACGAGGACAUAGCAUCAUAUCUACUUGGUGAGAACGAGUCAAAUGUCUCGCGUUCCAGCCACCUACCAACGGAGGAUCUCGAGGCAGAAGCGUUAUUCGUGAUACAAGCAGGCUCGGACACUACUUCCGGAGUUCUGAGUUUCUUGUUCUACUUCUUGCUCUCGCACCAGACAGCUUUCGAUCGGCUGCAGAACGAAUUGGACGCAGCAUUCCCGGACGCCAGCAUGCCCUUGCAUAGCGAGACCUUGGAAAAUCUACCUUUCCUAAAUGCAGUUAUAGAUGAAUCUCUUCGCCUGGGCACACCCUUUCCCGGUUUGCCUCGUGUGAGUCCUCCGGGUGGGGCCAUCAUCGAUGGUGCCUACAUAGCAGAGGGGACCAUUGUCUCCGUUCCAACAUACGCCCAACAGAUAUCGGAGGAGAAUUUUUGGCCAGAGCCGUUGCAAUUCAAGCCCGAGAGAUGGCUCCCAGAGGGACUUGGACCUGGCUCACGCACGUGCAGGUCUGCGUUGAUGGCAUUUUCAUUCGGUCCUUUUGGAUGCCUGGGAAAAGCAUUGGCGGUACAGCAGCUCCGCCUCGUUACUGCAAGACUUAUCCUGACCUACCACCUCACCCUUCAUCCUUCUUUUGAUUCGGAAAACUUUUUGAAGGGUAUACGCAAUAUAAAGACAACCCUUUUUCCUUAUGCUCUCACGGUCAUGGCUUCUCCACGCGCACAAAAGUAG